Molecule: messenger RNA, 1993 nt
Organism: Gamsiella multidivaricata
Lineage: Eukaryota; Fungi; Mortierellomycota; Mortierellomycetes; Mortierellales; Mortierellaceae
Exons: 4
Coding region: 195-1940 (581 amino acids)
Biological process (GO): cholesterol metabolic process; chlorophyll biosynthetic process
Cellular component (GO): chloroplast
Molecular function (GO): chlorophyllide a oxygenase activity; 2 iron, 2 sulfur cluster binding
Source: RefSeq, a predicted model, not a curated record
GUACCGAAAUACUGCUGCCGUUUAUUGAGCGUGAGGCACACGUCUCGCACUUGGUCGCACUGUCCUUGGGUUUAUUUAUGUCGUCGUAUGUCACCGCCAUGACCUAUUCGCUCAAGAAACGUAAGAUUCCAGAGUACAUGUAAGUACGAUGGUUAAUCUCGCAAUGGAGCUUUUGGCAUGAACAAUGAAGAGGGAUGGGUCGACGCGUGAACUUUAAUCUUCGUGGUUCUAACCCUGUAUCGGUUGGCUACAGGUACUCGUUCGCGGAUACAUCGUUCCGCAUCGUGCUCAGCCUCGAAUUCUAUCUGGGUACCGUCCUAUGGUUUCGGUUCUGUCUCGCUCCGGUGCUCGCGCACUUGGGCCUAACCGAAGCCAGGGCCCCAAAUAUUGAAUGGAUGGGAACGCUUGUGCUCGGAUUCUCCCACACGACUGCAUUUGCAUUCGGUAACUUCCUUUACCAGGACUAUUACCGCCGCGGGUUCGAUAAGAAGCCGGAGUAUGCGUUUAUCAAGUAUUACUCCAUCUAUGGGUCUAUCUUUAUCAUUGGAAGAAUGGCCAGUCAAGUCCUGUGUUCCAUGAGAAGCUGCAGUCGUGAUGGAGAGGCACUCCUUAUGUUAGCUAUCUACUUUUUGGCGUUCCUCCAUGUUACAGUCGAGAACGAGACCUUUCACAACGUCAUCUGGCCGUUGAUGACUAUUGGUAGCUUUGCUGUCUUUUUCUUGGAUGGAUAUAUCAUGCCGCUGCUCUACCGGAUCAUUGACAUAUUGAUGGCUCCUGUCAAGACUGCUCCUCCACUCAUUAUACUGCUUCUGGUCAGCGUCUUGGCUGUCAGUGCUGUCCGCUACCUGCAGAAUCGACCCACUCAAGCCGAGGAUGCACCUGUAUAUGACCAGAUCCAUGACCAGAAACGAAGGGCCGGCCAAUUCCCUCCACCCUACCCUAAUGGCUGGUACAAACUGGCGCGCUCAGCCGACGUUAAACCCGGGCAGGUGCUCAGUGUCAACGGAUUGGGGCGAGCGUUUGCUGUGUUUAGAGGCGAGGUCGAUGAAGAGGUUCAUAUUCUAGAUGCACUGUGCCCGCAUUUGGGCGCUAACAUUGCGAUUGGUGGCGUCGUCGAAGGCGACGCGGUUAAAUGUCCGUUCCAUGGAUGGAAAUUCGAUGGCAAUGGGCUUUGCAUCGACAUUCCAUACGCAAAAUCGAUUCCGAGCCUUGCAAAGACCAAGCAGUGGACGCAUCGUGAGUUUGCAGGAGUGAUUGUGGUCUGGUAUGAUGCCGAGGACAGAGAGCCGAUGUAUGAGCCCGUGUCAUUCCCGCUGGCAGAAGGAACUUUCAGGAGGGUUGGGUACCGACGUGGAACACUACCGAUGCAUAUCCAGGACUUUGCCGAGAAUGCUGCGGACUGGAUGCAUUUUAGUCUUCUCCACGAUCGAUUGUCAAUCCCUAUUCUGGACAGAUUCUUUUACGUGACGCACAAGACCGAGUGCAACUACGACCCUGAGACUAAUGCUUAUAACUUUGUAUUCAACGAUUACCCUUCUGUGCAUUCGAUCUUCAGCAACAAACCAAUCGAAGCGGCAAAGGCGACCGCACAGGUGGAGUUCACGGGGCCUGGAGGGCUGGUCUAUUUUCGCUUCUUCACGCCCAAGGGCCAAGUCGUGAUUGUGAAAUCUUUCCUACCUGUAGGCGAGAAGGGACUGCAGCUGACGAUGGAGGACGAGGCGUAUGCUGAAAAUACGGUGCCUUGGUUCGUGGCAAAGCAUGUGAUCCGAGAGGCCAACAAGGCCUUCGACGACGACAUCUUUGUUUGGAGACACAAAACAUACCUACGCCGGCCCCUGUUUGUCAAGGAGGACGCGUCUGUAAAGCAGUUUCGGGACUACUACAAGAAGUUUUACUCGCCCAACAGUCGAACGUAUGCCCAUGAUACGCUGGAUUGGUAGAACCUAUAUCUUUUUUUCUUUACAGAUGCAUCAACUACUAGUGUGUCAAUCCU